Molecule: messenger RNA, 660 nt
Organism: Rosa chinensis
Lineage: Eukaryota; Viridiplantae; Streptophyta; Magnoliopsida; Rosales; Rosaceae
Exons: 2
Coding region: 1-660 (219 amino acids)
Source: RefSeq, a predicted model, not a curated record
AUGGCUUCAAAUUUAGAGGAAGAGAACUUCUUGAGAUCAAAGGAGUAUGGGGCAUUGAUCGAGAAUGGAAUUACAGUGCCGGAGGAUGAGGCAGCUUUGACAGAUGCUCAAAGAAAGGUCAUUGAUGAUCAAAAGCUCAAAGACCUUAAAGUAAAGAACUACCUAUUUCAGUCCAUUGAUCGUACGAUAAAGGAGACAAUUCUCAAUCGAGACACAGCCAAGAAUAUUUGGGAUUCCAUGAAACAGAAAUUUCAAGGAUCAACCCGAAUUAAGCGUGCCCAACUACAAGCCUUGAGGGGAGAGUUCGAAGUAUUGCAGAUGAAGGAAGGUGAGCAGGUGAAUGAAUACUUCUCAAGAACCCUAGCAAUUGCCAACAAAAUGAAGACGCAUGGGGAGAAGAUGGAGCAGGUGGUGAUUAUCGAGAAGAUAUUGAGUUCUAUGACCUCAAAGUUUGAUUAUGUAGUAUGUUCUGUCGAGGAAUGUAACAAUCUGGAAACCUUGACAAUAGAUGAGCUGCAUAGUAGUCUCUUGGUGCACGAACAGAGGAUGAAUGGGCACGGGAAAGAAGAACAAGCUGUUAAGGUCAGUCAUGAAGAGAAGUUUGGCUUCAAAGGCAGAGGGAGAAGUGUGUUUCGAGGAAGAGGAAGAGGCAGGGGCUGA